GGCAGAGCAUCCUGCGCCUCGGCGCGGGCUACCGCAGUAGCCUCGGGCUGCUCCCCUAGACCUGCCGCAGACCCAGUGCGGACAACAGAAACUGCCGCCAUGACCACCCACGUCACCCUGGAAGAUGCCCUGUCCAACGUGGACCUGCUGGAAGAGCUUCCCCUCCCUGACCAGCAGCCAUGCAUCGAACCCCCGCCUUCCUCCAUCAUGUACCAGGCUAACUUUGACACAAACUUCGAGGACAGGAAUGCGUUUGUCACAGGCAUUGCAAGGUACAUUGAGCAGGCUACAGUCCACUCCAGCAUGAAUGAAAUGCUGGAGGAAGGGCACGAGUAUGCGGUCAUGCUAUACACCUGGCGCAGCUGUUCCCGGGCCAUCCCCCAGGUGAAAUGCAACGAGCAGCCCAACCGCGUGGAGAUCUAUGAGAAGACAGUGGAAGUGCUGGAGCCGGAGGUCACUAAGCUCAUGAAGUUCAUGUACUUUCAGCGCAAGGCCAUCGAACGCUUCUGCAGUGAGGUGAAACGGCUGUGCCAUGCUGAGCGGAGGAAAGACUUUGUCUCCGAGGCCUACCUCCUGACCCUGGGCAAGUUCAUCAACAUGUUUGCAGUCUUGGACGAGCUGAAGAAUAUGAAGUGCAGCGUCAAGAACGAUCACUCUGCCUACAAGAGGGCAGCGCAGUUCCUGAGGAAGAUGGCGGACCCCCAGUCUAUCCAGGAGUCACAGAACCUGUCCAUGUUCCUGGCCAACCACAACAGGAUCACCCAGUGUCUCCACCAGCAACUGGAAGUGAUCCCAGGCUAUGAGGAGCUGCUGGCUGACAUUGUCAACAUCUGUGUGGAUUACUACGAGAACAAGAUGUAUCUGACCCCCAGUGAGAAGCACAUGCUCCUCAAGGUAAUGGGUUUUGGUCUCUACCUGAUGGAUGGAAAUGUCAGUAACAUUUACAAACUGGAUGCCAAGAAGAGAAUCAACCUCAGCAAAAUCGAUAAGUUCUUUAAGCAGCUGCAGGUGGUGCCCCUUUUCGGCGACAUGCAGAUAGAGCUGGCCAGAUACAUUAAGACCAGUGCUCACUAUGAAGAGAACAAGUCCAAGUGGACGUGCACCCAGAGCAGCAUCAGCCCUCAGUACAAUAUCUGCGAGCAGAUGGUUCAGAUCCGGGAUGACCACAUCCGCUUUAUCUCCGAACUCGCUCGCUACAGCAACAGUGAGGUGGUGACGGGCUCCGGGCUGGACAGCCAGAAGUCAGACGAGGAGUACCGCGAGCUCUUUGACCUGGCCCUGCGGGGCCUGCAGCUCUUGUCCAAGUGGAGCGCCCACGUCAUGGAGGUGUACUCCUGGAAGCUCGUUCACCCCACAGACAAGUUCUGCAACAAGGACUGCCCGGGCACGGCCGAGGAGUAUGAGCGAGCCACCCGCUACAACUACACCAGUGAGGAGAAGUUUGCCUUCGUCGAGGUGAUCGCCAUGAUCAAAGGCCUGCAGGUGCUCAUGGGCAGGAUGGAGAGCGUCUUCAACCAGGCCAUCAGGAACACCAUCUACGCAGCCCUGCAGGACUUUGCCCAGGUGACCCUGCGUGAACCCCUCAGGCAGGCAGUGCGGAAGAAGAAGAAUGUCCUCAUCAGUGUCCUACAGGCAAUUCGGAAAACCAUCUGUGACUGGGAAGGAGGCCGAGAGCCCCCCAAUGACCCGUGCUUGAGAGGGGAGAAGGACCCCAAAGGUGGAUUUGACAUCAAGGUGCCCCGGCGUGCCGUGGGGCCCUCCAGCACACAGCUGUACAUGGUGCGGACCAUGCUUGAAUCGCUCAUCGCAGACAAAAGCGGCUCCAAGAAGACCCUGCGGAGCAGCCUGGAUGGACCCAUCGUCCUCGCCAUAGAGGACUUCCACAAGCAGUCCUUCUUCUUCACCCACCUGCUCAACAUCAGUGAAGCCCUGCAGCAGUGUUGUGACCUCUCCCAGCUCUGGUUCCGAGAAUUCUUCCUGGAGUUAACCAUGGGCCGGCGAAUCCAGUUCCCUAUUGAGAUGUCCAUGCCCUGGAUUCUAACAGACCAUAUCCUGGAAACCAAAGAACCUUCCAUGAUGGAAUACGUCCUCUACCCUUUGGAUCUGUACAACGACAGCGCCUACUAUGCUCUGACUAAGUUUAAAAAGCAGUUCCUGUACGAUGAGAUCGAAGCUGAGGUGAACCUGUGUUUUGAUCAGUUUGUCUACAAGCUGGCGGACCAGAUCUUUGCUUACUACAAAGCAAUGGCUGGCAGUGUCCUGUUGGAUAAACGUUUUAGGGCUGAAUGUAAGAAUUAUGGAGUCAUCAUUCCAUACCCACCAUCCAACCGCUACGAAACGCUGUUGAAGCAGAGACAUGUCCAGCUUUUGGGUAGAUCAAUUGACUUGAACAGACUCAUUACCCAGCGCAUCUCUGCCGCCAUGUAUAAAUCCUUGGACCAGGCCAUCAGCCGCUUUGAGAGUGAGGACCUGACCUCCAUCGUGGAGCUGGAGUGGCUGCUGGAGAUCAACAGGCUCACACACCGGCUGCUGUGUAAGCACAUGACCCUGGACAGCUUCGAUGCCAUGUUCCGGGAGGCCAAUCACAACGUGUCUGCCCCCUACGGCCGCAUCACCCUGCAUGUCUUCUGGGAGCUGAACUUCGACUUCCUCCCCAACUACUGCUACAAUGGGUCCACCAACCGUUUUGUCCGAACUGCCAUUCCUUUCACCCAAGAACCGCAAAGAGAUAAACCUGCCAACGUCCAGCCUUAUUACCUCUAUGGGUCCAAGCCUCUCAAUAUUGCCUACAGCCACAUCUAUAGCUCCUAUAGGAACUUCGUGGGACCCCCUCAUUUCAAGACCAUCUGCAGACUCCUGGGUUACCAGGGCAUCGCUGUGGUCAUGGAGGAACUGCUGAAGAUUGUCAAGAGCUUGCUCCAAGGGACCAUUCUCCAAUAUGUGAAAACACUGAUUGAGGUCAUGCCCAAGAUAUGCCGCCUGCCCCGGCAUGAGUACGGCUCCCCAGGGAUCCUGGAGUUCUUCCACCACCAGCUGAAGGACAUCAUCGAGUACGCAGAGCUCAAAACCGACGUGUUCCAGAGUCUGCGGGAGGUGGGAAACGCCAUCCUGUUCUGCCUGCUUAUCGAGCAAGCUCUGUCUCAGGAGGAAGUCUGUGAUUUGCUCCAUGCUGCACCCUUCCAAAACAUCUUGCCUAGAGUCUACAUCAAAGAGGGGGAGCGUUUGGAGGUCCGGAUGAAACGCCUGGAAGCCAAGUACGCGCCACUUCACCUGGUCCCUCUGAUAGAGCGGCUGGGGACCCCUCAGCAAAUCGCCAUCGCUCGGGAGGGCGACCUCCUGACCAAGGAGCGGCUGUGCUGCGGUCUGUCCAUGUUUGAGGUCAUCCUGACCCGCAUCCGGAGCUACCUGCAGGACCCCAUCUGGCGGGGCCCCCCGCCCACCAACGGCGUCAUGCACGUCGACGAGUGCGUGGAGUUCCACCGGCUGUGGAGUGCCAUGCAGUUCGUCUACUGCAUCCCCGUGGGGACCAAUGAGUUCACAGCUGAGCAGUGUUUUGGAGACGGCCUGAACUGGGCUGGCUGCUCCAUCAUCGUCCUGCUGGGCCAGCAGCGUCGCUUCGACCUGUUUGACUUCUGUUACCACCUGCUGAAAGUACAGAGGCAGGACGGGAAGGAUGAAAUCAUUAAGAAUGUGCCCCUGAAGAAGAUGGCAGACAGGAUCAGGAAGUACCAGAUCCUGAACAAUGAGGUUUUUGCCAUCCUGAACAAGUACAUGAAGUCCGUGGAGACGGACAGUUCCACCGUGGAGCAUGUGCGCUGCUUCCAACCACCCAUCCACCAGUCCCUGGCCACCACCUGCUAGGUGGAAGGUCCUGCAAAACCUCGACCUGGAGGAGAAGAAGCAGGAAAGAGAAAGCCACAACCAGCCUGCAACAGGCUCCGACUGGACAGUGUGUGGGAUGGACCUGGAAGGAAACAAGAACCUCCCCAAACACAUCUGCACCUCCUGAGGGCUGGGCCUGUGCAUGCUCUCCCACAACAUCUCCAUGGUGGUUUCUCCAUAGUGUAAAUGAAAAAAAAAAAAAAAAAAAGAAAAGAAAAGAAA
This is a messenger RNA of Kogia breviceps (pygmy sperm whale), 4104 nucleotides long. RefSeq names its product cytoplasmic FMR1 interacting protein 2 (gene CYFIP2). Gene Ontology annotation, cellular component: synapse; neuron projection. The record is from RefSeq and is a predicted model, not a curated record. Gene Ontology annotation, molecular function: small GTPase binding. Lineage: Eukaryota; Metazoa; Chordata; Mammalia; Artiodactyla; Physeteridae. Gene Ontology annotation, biological process: axon guidance; apoptotic process; regulation of actin filament polymerization.